Messenger RNA from Frankliniella occidentalis (western flower thrips), 1105 nucleotides. Its product is annotated as BLOC-1-related complex subunit 8 homolog. Gene Ontology annotation, cellular component: BORC complex. The record is from RefSeq and is a predicted model, not a curated record. The transcript is spliced from 4 exons. NCBI's taxonomy places the organism in Eukaryota, Metazoa, Arthropoda, Insecta, Thysanoptera, Thripidae. The coding region runs from base 172 to 609 and encodes 145 amino acids.
UUGGCAUUGGAAAGGUUCACACCCAAAAUCCCCAAAACAAACAAAUUCGACAGACGACAAGUUUUGAAGCACAGAAACUGAAAGUUAUUUCAACUCUUCAUCAUUUGUCUCGCUGUAUAAAUUUAUAUUUUUCUGAAUUCUUAUCUUAGAUGACAAAGACAGGAUUGCGAAAUGUCUUCCUUUCCGCUGGAUUCAGAACUGGAGACUCGCAUAAAGAAAGGUACAGAAAAGAUAUCAGAGAAUAUGCAUAUAGUGGCCAAUGAACCAUCCCUUGCUUUUUAUCGCCUUCAAGAACAUGUUCGCAAGUCUUUGCCUCCAAUGGUUGAAAAGCGAGUGGAAGUUUUACAUUUGAAUCAGGAUUUACAAGGUUGUCUCUAUGAUGUAGAGUAUGGAGUCAGUGCUGUUAAAUCCAUUGAGAAAGCACAAGCAAGUUUUUCAAAUAUAAAAGAUCUUAUGAAAAGUGCUCUGACGUUCAAACAACAGUUAAAACAAGAGGAGUUGAAAAGAAAUAAGAAAGAUCUGACAUCAUCGUCAGUGUAUCGUCGACUGUCAGCCCACAUCUCACUGGACCAUACCCGUUCUGCUCGUUCAGUAGGAAACACAACUUAAAGUAAAUUGCACUGCCAAAUUGGAGUUGCCAAGCAUAAGAAACAGACUAUGUUUGUGAUAUUUAUUGGUAAAUUAUCUUUCCUACCUCUGUGAAUUGCUUAAGAAAUUUAUAUAUUCAUUGCAAAUUGGUAGUAGUUUUACAGUCCUUUGUUUGAUCCAGGAAGUGGUUCUUUACAUUUGUAAAGAACACAAAUAUCGCUUUAUAAAAGUUUUCAAUAUACUACCAAGUUGGAAAUGACCAGUAGCCCAUAUAAAAGACUGACUAAACUUAUUUUUAAUUCAUACAGGGUUUAUUCUAGAUUAACUUAUGCCUGAAGUUAGAGGAGUUUGUAAGAAAACAACAGUUUCAAAAUUUAAUAAUUACUGACUAAGAAUGUCUAUUGGAAUUAUUUUUAAAUAUUUUUUGUUGUUCUUGUCUUUUCUGUAAUGUGUGACUGUUGAUAGAUCAUGAAAGGUGGUCAAAGGUUUCAAUGUGAAUUAAAUCCAACAAAUUUUA